This is a messenger RNA of Bursaphelenchus okinawaensis, 1638 nucleotides long. Lineage: Eukaryota; Metazoa; Nematoda; Chromadorea; Rhabditida; Aphelenchoididae. The record is from the annotation of a GenBank genome assembly.
AUGAACGGCGGUCUAGUUCAACGUCGUCGCAAACCCGUGGCGGCCGAAGAGAAAACGGAAGAAGUUGAAGAAAAAGUACAGGAAGAUGAAUACGACGAUGAUGAGGACCGCUCGGCACCGCGCCUUACUCUAAUGGAAGAGAUUUUGUUACUAGGGUUAAAGGACAAAGAGGUAUUUUUGUUUUUCACGUUUUUACUUUAUUAACAAGUUUUGGUACUUUUAAAAUCAUGACUAUAAAAUCAAAUUAUUCUUUUUUUUAUAAAAUAUAAAUAUACUAUUAUGAUUAUUGUUUUUUUCAUUUUAGGGCUACACGUCAUUUUGGAACGACUGUAUUUCUCCUGGCAUUCGGGGAUGUGUGUUAAUAGAGCUUGCCCUGAGAAAACGAAUAGAAUUGGAAAAUGUCGGAUUACGGAAAAAAAGUCUUGUUUCAAGAAAUGUAGGAUUUUUUGUUUUUAUGUUAAUGUUUAGGUAACAGAAACAUUUUUUAAGAAACGCGAAUAAGUCUUCAAAAUUAUUUGUUAAUUUAUCUAAACAUUUCCAUUUUUACUAUAUAGUUUUAGGUGAUCAUAACAAGUGACCAGCCGACCGGCGACGUAAUCCUGGACGAAACUCUGAAACAUAUUAAAGAAACUCAGCCUCCUCAAACUGUUGUGACUUGGAUCGAACAUCUUUCAGGCGAAACUUGGAAUCCUUUGAAGUUACGGUAUCAACUACGAAAUGUGCGCGAACGAUUAGCUAAGAAUCUGGUGGAAAAGGGUGUUUUAUCGACGGAAAAACAAAAUUUUUUUUGUGUUUGACAUGACUACACACCCCCUGCAGGAUGGAACAACCAAAGCUAAACUUAUCCGUGUACGUGUUUUGUGAUGAUGUUUUUUGAACUCCCGUUUUCAGUUGCUCUUCGAAAAUUAUAUGUAUACUUAGUAAGGGAAGAUAACGCGGAAAUUUUUAGCGCGUUCAAGAAUCCGUUCUUCAACGCUGGACUAAUGAUGUCCAUAGAAUGAACAAACGUGUACUGUCACUUAUUAUUCUCGCACAUGCCUCAGAUGUACUGGAAAAUGCUUUUGGACCGCUUUCAGAUCAAGUAAGCGUUUUUUUAAUUUUUAUAUAUGUUUAGAAAGCUCUUCUAGAGAGGUUCCGGAAUAGUCGAGUGGGUAGCGGGGAUUUGUUGCGUACAAAAAGUCCUGGGUUCGAAUCCGGUCAGCGGAUUUUAGUGGUUAUGGUGUUUUUUCUUUAAAAAUGUGUUUUUAAAAGGUUAAUAGUUGUUGUUAAAUAUUAGUAGGCAUUUCUGUUAGCUCUUCGUUAAUCCCCGAACAGUUGAAGAUGCUGUGUCGGAUUCAUAGGGGAGCAAAAUUAAAACGUCGGUAAUUUCCUCUCGGUCCAUUAGCUUUGAUGAAUGGUUGAGAAUAAGAACUGCGAACAUUUUUUAAAGUUGGUUUUAAUAUAUCUAAUUUUCAUGCCGUAAAAUAAAUCUGUUAAGUACUAUAUUUUUGAAAAUUCUAUUUUGUGUUUUAGAACUACGAGGAAGCGAUGCGACGAGUCCGAAAACUUUUGGAACUGGAUUUUGAAUCAGAAGCAGACAAACAGCCGAAUCCUCACUACAACGUGGUCUGGGCGGUGUUUGAGGCGUUCAACAAAUAA